AUGGCCCUGAUCCAGCGCGCCUUCGAUGAAGUCGAGUUGUUCGUCCUCUUCUCCUGGCGUGACUGGUUCGCCGCCAUCGUGCCCUCCUUUCUGUUCGCUGCGGGCCCGAUCUUGACCUUACCUCCUGACGUGGCAAUCCGCAGAUGUCUGCUCAUGCUCUCGUGGUCGAUCCUCUACAUCUACGCCUUCACCCUGCUGAACCAAGUGCUGGGCCUCGAAGAAGAUCGUGUCAACAAGCCCGACCGACCUAUCCCCUCCGGCAGGGUCUCGAUGCGCGGCGCGCAGACCCGCUGCGUCGUUGUCUGGGUGCUCUUUCUGUCGACCUCACUCCUCGAAAGGACGAUCUGGUGCGAGAACCUCAUACACGCGGUGUUCAGUGCCUUUCUGUCGUGUACAAGGCCGGGAGGACAUUGGAUUGGCAAGAACGUCGUGGGGAUGUCGGUGAUGGGCGGCGCGAUGCUCUCCACGUCGCGCAAGAUCAUGGGUGACGCGUGGUCGAAGUCACAAGCUAUAGCCACCAGAAACAACAUGAUGGCAUCUAACACGGAAAGCCCCGACGCCACGGCGGAGGACCGCAAACAACCGACCCGCGUGCCUCCCGACGUCCACAUCUACGACACCAUCGAAGAGCCGACGAUCCUGCGCGAGAUGAUCGUCGAGGACGUGUACCUCCUCGGCGGGCAGUUUGCCAUCCUGUGCCAGUUCGCCCACCCGUCUCUCGCGCGCGGCGCCUCCAAGCACAGCACGUUUGCGUCGCGGAUCCCCACGCGGCUGCGCAACACCGCACGCUUCCUCAACGCCGCCGUCUUCGGCACGCCGCGCGAGAAGGCGGCCAUCUUCUCCGUCAUCCACCGCUAUCACGCGCGCGUCCGCGGCGACGGCUACGACGCCAACGACCCGGAGCUACACCGCUGGACGGCCGCAACGCUCUUCGUUUCGCUCGUGGUCGUGCACGAGGCCCUCUUCGGCAAGAUCGAGCGCCCGCGCCUCGAGGCUAUGUACCGCCAGGCCGCCGUCUUCGGCACGAGCCUUCGCAUGCCGCCCGAGCUGUGGCCCGCGACGCUUGACGAGUUCUGGGCAUACUGGGACGAGCAGGUGGAGACGCUCGAGGUGACGGACGAGGCGCGUGAGCUGGCCCGCGCCUUGCUCUGGCCUGCUGGCCUGCCAUGGAACCUGCGAGCCGUUACGCCGUUUGCUCGGCUCAUGACGGCGCAUCUGCUGCCGGCGCGACUGGCGCGAGAGUACGGGCUCGAACCGUCUGCGCUGAGCUGGGCGCAGUAUCACGCUGCCGUGGCGGCCAUGGCGACCGUGUACCCGCGUCUGCCGGACAGCGUGCGGCACCGCAUGCACAACGAGUACAUGGCGGAUCUGGAGCGUGCGGUGGCGCGGAUCGAGAAGACGGGCCACUGGGGGAGGGACGAGAACUUGUAG
Molecule: messenger RNA, 1431 nt
Organism: Purpureocillium lilacinum
Lineage: Eukaryota; Fungi; Ascomycota; Sordariomycetes; Hypocreales; Ophiocordycipitaceae
Source: RefSeq, a predicted model, not a curated record